Linum trigynum is the source of this 6589-nucleotide messenger RNA. NCBI's taxonomy places the organism in Eukaryota, Viridiplantae, Streptophyta, Magnoliopsida, Malpighiales, Linaceae. The record is from the annotation of a GenBank genome assembly.
CACUACUAAUUCAAACUACUAGUAGUUUUCCCCUUGAUUAGGACAGUACUAACUAUUGUACAAUUAGCACCGUAUCCGUUCCUGGUUCCUAAUCUAUACUCCAAAACGAACUAAUGCAAGCCUUUGUUUUUUGCAUGUAAAGCCUCUUCCAUUUUGGGGACCCAUGACAAAAGAAUGCCCAAUAACUAGCUACCUAGAUUUAUGCCAUGCUGGCUGAUGUCUCGCCAUUCCUGAUCUCCCCAGUCCAACAACAAAAGCAGAUUCUUCAAAGCACCGCACUUUUGUCGCUCGACCAGUUGGCAUUCUGUGGGGGGAGAAAGUUGAGGACCAGAAAUGUCAUCCCGUGAAAAGUCGGUGAUCAAAAUGGCAAAUGUUGGAUCUUUUAAGACCCAGAACAUGUACUAGCUCGUACUACUUCAACUACUUCCACAUGAAAACCAGCUGGAAAGAAAUCAAGCUUAAGACUUUUCUAGUACCAACUAGCUCGAUAGACAUGCAUAUUCUAACAGACUAACACAGUUUACCAUCUAGAAGAAGCCUCUUUCCAGUUGUUUAUAAUUUAGAUAGUAGAAGAAGACGAUUAAACAUAGGCGCCAUAAGUUGUAUAAUGGCACUUUAACUUCAAUGCAGGGAUCAUAUAUAUACAGUUGCUUUAGCUAUGUGUGUGCGCCAACAGAAACUAAGCAUGUCGUUGAGUGAAGUACACACUAACCAAAUUCAGUCUAACGCAAAAUGAUAGAUUCAUCACAUUUCCAUUUUACAAGAGGAUAAUAAAUUGCCUUAAAAGUAUAGUUAACGAACGGCACGCAUUGAACGAUUGUGACAAUAUGUGUGGCCGUCCCGACAAUUUCAUUUUGUGCAAAAUAAUAGGCAAGGACAAAUGCAUCAUACACGAGGGCGAGUGCUCUAACACAAGUACAUGAUAAAUGAUGAGGAAUGAGUUGAAAUCGGUCUAACUCAUUUUUAUGAAUACAAAACGAAUAAUACCUACACAAAUCGAAGUAACAAAAUACACAAUAUCCUGUGAUCGGAUUGAAAUUAUCAUCGUAAGCUUCGAGAAAAUGGGAAAACAAUGGGCACGGAUAUGUGAUAUGUGGGUUUUGUUGGGUUGAAUUUGUUUUUGACUUGUAUUACAAAAAAGGUCCAGCAAACCAGAAAACGCGGCAAACUCUCUUGCAUUGGGGAAAAUUCCUAAGCUAACCCUCCAACUUUCCACUGGCUACGAAAUCAGGCCGCGGGACGCGGGAAGGGAAUGGCAAAACUUAGCGGGCCCGGAAAGGCUGUCUGGAUUGGAUUCUGGAAGGUCAAAAUAACGGAGUCAGUGGGUGUGAGCCACAGACGCCAGAGCAUGCGCGUGGAUAAGAAGGCGCGCGGUAAAUAUUCUGGGUUUUCAUUAAACAUCGUACCUUCUCUGGACCCAAAACAAGUAAGGCAACCCAACCCUAAACCUGAAUCAGGAAUGGAAAGAAGAUAAGUGAGAAAGAAAAGAAAGCACGACGAGCGAGAAACCGGGCAGGCGGGCGGUUAAAGCUGUCUGACAACCAUCAUAACUUGAGAAGAAACCCAAAAGAAAUCAAAAUACACAGAGGGAGGAAGUGAGAGAGCAAAGCAAAAGCAGGGUAUGAAGAACAAUUGAAAAAUCCCUUCUUUCUUCUUUAUCUUUUAUAUUUGUUCUGUUGGAUUACUUGGGUACGGAAUAUGAAGCCAAAUCAACCCCUGUAUACGGACUGAAACCAGACUCUUAUCUUACCCACCGUCAGACUGUUGUUUUUUGUUUGUUUUUAACUUGUGGGUAAUUUGCAGAGUAGCCGAAACCCAAGAAGGAGAAGGAGGCAGAGUUAAAAACAGAGUGGAGAUUCUACCCAUAUAAAAGAAUCAGAAUAGAGAAGAAAGCAAGCAAAAAGGUAAAUCCACCGGCCCAGCUGAGCUGCGUAGAAAUGAAUUAAGAAUAAAAAAGAAGAGUAGAACAGAAAAUUGUUUAAAGGAUUAUGAAUUAUCUGAUCUGGUCUCGUGGGCUCUGUUUUCUGAUUUGCUGUUGUUGUUUGUUGCCUCGUUUUCUUUUACCCUUUCUUCCUGAUUUAUUAUUGAAUUCAAAGUUCAAACACAUGAGAAAGGGUGGAGAUGGAGAGGUGGUGGUGGGUCCCCUGUAAGGUGAUGAGAGGAGUGGUGGGAAGGAGGGAAGGGGGAAGAAGAAGAGACUUCAACAUCAAGACAGUAGUGAAUUGGAAAGAGAGCAGAGAGAGAGAGAGAGAGAAAGAAAGAUGAAAGUAAAAGACAGCUAGCAAUGAAGGUUGAGGCUCACCUACCACUUUUCUUUGCCUUUCCCCUCUCUCUCUCUCUAGUGUGCACAAUUCCCUUCUCCUUUUUAGCCCUCUCUUCUCUCUCCCCCUCCUUCCCAUAGCUCAAACCCUCUCCAACACCCAAAAACAAAAAUCAAACACCCUCCAAAACCCUUCUUCUUCUUCUUCUUCUUCUUCCACUCUUCUUCAGUCUUCACUAGUCACUACCACUACUCCUCUAAGGUACUGUUCACCCUUCUCCCCUGCUCCUGUUUCUGUUCCUUUUCCCUACUCUGUUCUGCAACUUGGUGUUUUCUUUGGGUCUCAUUUUGAUAUAAUUGGAGGGAAAUUGUUCACCUUGGGUUGCGUGAAUUCCCCUGUUUCCCCAACUCCCACCCCCCAAAGCUCUCAUCUUUGCUGGGGCAGGGGAACUUCCUGUUUCCACUUCCUUUCAAUUUUCCUGUUUGUGGUUUCUCUGCAUGUGGAGCAAUUCAUCCCUUUUCAGGUGCAUUUCCCUCUGCAUUUCGUUUUACCCAACUGUACAAAAAGAGUCCACUGUGCCCUCUGCUCUGUUUCUUAUCCUUAUCCCUCCCCACUGAAUUAAUUUGGCAGUGUCGGCACGCCGACGAGGAAACCCAUGAGUUUCUCUCUUCAUUUUUACCAUUUAAUUAAUAAUACUAUAGUGCCCUAAGGAAGUGUUUCUUUCCCGUGAACCGAAACCAAUUUGGACGCACCCCCUCUCUUUCUCCGCCCUCUUCUUUCCGUUUCAGGAGCAGAGGAAUUUGAAGUUUGAACGAAACCCCCAACCCUCAUUCCAUUCAGUUUCGUCCCUGCAUUUUCUAUUCUUUCUGACGGCAUUGUAAGGGUUAUUGCUUGCUGCAUUCAUCUUCUACUAGGCUCUUAUGCUGCUUUUCUUCUCUCCUUCUACUUCCUUCCCUGCAGGAAUCUUUCAACUAAACAGUCACCCAUUUGCAAUUCCCACCGAGCUUUCAAGGUUUGACAGUACCAGAGUGACUGAAGCAGCAAAUAAAGGUGACUGCUUUACGCAAUUGGGGAUUUUUCUUCGGGAACUGUUUUUUAUUUUAUUUUCCUUAGUCGGCAAAAUUUUCUCCAAUUACCUUAAGCUGGACGCAACGAAAUUCACUACUUUUUCUGUUUUCCAUCACUAUUUAUUACAUUCAGAACUUCCCCAGCUCACGGUUUCUCCCCUGAUUUUCCUUCGUUUUCUUGUCUCCUCCUACCCAGAAAAAGCGACGACCUUUCGUUGAACAAUGGUUGGACCGACACCGUCAUCUCUGAAUUUCAUGGACGAGCUCGACUGCGGCAGCUUCUUCGACCAAAUCGACGACCUCAUCGACUUCCCCGCCGACGAUAUUGACGCCGUCUUCACCUCCUGUCCCGACGACAACGACGGCAGACCCAUCUCCGCCGCAACGACCGACGUCGACGAGUCAUUCCCGCCGCCCAGCGUUUGGGCCGCCCACCCUGGUUCGGCUUCCGACCUCUCCGCUGAGCUGUCCGUUCCGUACGAGGACAUUGUGCAGCUGGAAUGGCUAUCCACCUUUGUGGAGGAUUCCUUCUCGGGAGGAAGCCUGACCAUGAACAAGAACGAGCGUUCGCUUCUCGACAAGGAUUUUUCCAUGUCGUCAGCAUCGACGACAUUGUCCCAACAACAGCAGUUCGAGAUGUCGAGCCCUGUGUCGGUUCUCGAGAGCAGCAGCUCGUGCUCGGGGGAGCAGAAGCAGGCUGCUCCACCUCUUAGCCCGGAGGCGAAUGUGGGUGCGGGUGGGAGGUGUGGGCGUGCUCGUAGCAAGCGUCCGCGUCCAGCUACAUUCACUCCUAGGCCGGCAAUGCAGCAGCUCAUCAUCUCCCCUACCUCAUCGGUCACCGAGACAACAACCCCUAUGUGCCCUGUCAAUCCACUCAAGCUGGCUCAUGAUUCGGACAGCCAUGCUGAGUCGCGGCUGCUCAUCAAGAUCCCCAAGCACCUCAUCAAAUCCGAGCACAAGAACAAGAAGAAGAAGCUGAAGAAGGCUGAGGCUGCUGCUGUUCCUCCUCCUCCUCCGGCCUUGGGUCUGGAAGAGCAGAACAACGAGUCCGGGCCACAGCAGCAGCAGCAGGGGGUGAGGAAAUGCAUGCAUUGCGAGGUGACCAAAACGCCACAAUGGAGGGCGGGACCGAUGGGGCCGAAGACCCUCUGCAAUGCUUGUGGUGUGAGGUUCAAGUCUGGCCGGCUUUUCCCCGAGUACCGGCCAGCUGCCAGCCCAACUUUUAUUCCAGCCUUGCACUCCAACUCCCACAAGAAGGUGGUCGAGAUGAGAACCAAGACUCCCGUCGAAAUGUUUGGCAUGGCUGCAGGAGAUACUUCCAUGGUUCCUGACUCGCCCGAGGUGCUGAUUCCAAAUCACAGCAACCCUGCCAUGGAUUACAUGUGAGAGGCAGAGAGGAUCGAUCCUCGGGUUUUAGUAGUGUCUUCGAUCAGUCAGCAUGCAGUAAGGGGAAUUUCAUUGCUUUGUUCGUUGGUUCUUUGUACAGUGGAUGGAAUGUGGGGAAGAUAGGAAGAGAGCAUAGAUGACCAAAUAUUUGUAGGUAAGUAGGGAGGACAGUAAAAGAGGCAGAGGAGGGCGCAAAAAGAGAGAAGUAAGGGUAGUGAGAGACAGAGAUCAGAUCACAUUAUUGUAGGUUUCUCUUAUAAGUUAGGUCCUUAAUUAAGGUUAUAUCUUAGGUGUUGAGAAGAAAAGGAAGAUCAUCAGGGAACUAUGUUUUGCUUUUCUUUUUGGGUUUUCUUUCAUCAAAAUUCCUUGUUUAGUUGGGUUCCAUUCUUUUUUGUAGUUCAGUUUCGCAGCUGGAUAUUUCUGAGCUCUCAAGUCUCAGUAAUGGGUUUCUGGAGAACUUUUCUCUGUUUUCUGUAAUCAAAUGAUGGCUGGUCUUCUUCCUCCCAUUUCCCUUGUCUUUCCAUAUUCAAUCAUUCAUCCACAGAAGGUGGCCGGUUUUGUUUCUUUGUGGAGUUGCCAGAGCAUGUGGAUCCUACUGAUCGUCGGUGCAGAGUUAAAGAUGGUUGGGAAGUCAUGGAAGCAAAGGCUUAGUAAAGGAGGAGGGUAGGCCAUGUGAGUGAGAUGGAGUUUUAGUGGUGGUGGCUUGGAGUUUUCAAUCUCAGGCUGAGUUGGCGACUGUGACUUGUCCAUUUCUUGUUGGUUUUGAUUGCUGAAUUGGUGGGUUGGGCCAUCACCAUGCAAAGGGUGGACCGGGUGGUUGACAAGAUUAGCCAGCAGCAGUACAGCAAACCUAAUGAUUUUCGAGAGGAAAUGAAACCGGUUGUUAGAAUCCCAUCAAGUCAAAAGCAUAAUCAUAAUCAUAGGGCUAUAACUAACUAUUAGGUCGUGAAAAUCAAACAAGUUUGAAAUAGCGGAGCGAAACUGCGGAGGUAAGGAGUUUGGUUCAGUAGUACUGUGGUCUGUGGAUAUCUCAGCAUUCCAUGUUUUUUAACUAGACGAAACAAAUAUGAUAUAUGUUGCGACUACUUUCAUUGUUUAUCAACAAGAACAUUGCUUAGAACGACGUACUAUGAUUAAAGGCUUUGUUUUCCUUUUUAACUUGUGGAAAACUUGAUCUAUAAGGAACAUAAACAACUAUUAGUUAGGAGUAUAUGGAUGAGCUUGACCUAGAAAUAGAAUGCAAUCCAAUCAAAUGGCCAAAAGCUCGCUUAGACUUGAGGCUGAAACCAUAAUCAUAUUUGCAUUUGGAGUAGAGAGAGAGAGAGAGCUUCCUUUUGCUAUGGUUAGGCUUUGGCAAUGUGUCUCAAUCAAUUAAUUACACGCAAUUUCCCCCAACAACAUCUCUCUCACAAAGGGAGGGGUCACUAUUUGCAAACCAAAUGAGUUGAAGUGUUACACCCUAAUCAUCUCAACGAAGUUUUGCUUUUCUCUUCUUUUCCCCUCAUUUUCUUGGUAUUUGAUUGCUUUCACCGUUUAAAGUUUUGAUUUACAAUAAUUAUGAUCCGAUCAAUAAAUAAAAUUUCGAUAAUGAUUAUGAGGGGUGACAUUCUUUCAAAAUACAAGUGUGCGCUUCAUUCAUUAUUAUAGUUUUGAUUUGUUGAAAAUGACAUAGGAAAUAUACCGAACAAGAAAUAAAAAUCGACGCUAUAAAUGAGAAAAUGCAAUGCAUAUGUAUACGAUAUGGUACGAGAGAAUUAGGUGUCCAUUCUUUCAACUAAGUGCUUAAAAGGCUUCUUGGAACCAAAACUAAUUAAUUUGAUGGGAACCUUUGAGCUCAUGUUCCCUAUAGGACAGAAAAAAAACGAUGAAAAUGAC